Messenger RNA from Hylaeus volcanicus, 1727 nucleotides. It is a transcript of the gene UbcE2M, whose product is annotated as NEDD8-conjugating enzyme Ubc12. The transcript is spliced from 4 exons. Bases 367 to 912 code for a protein of 181 amino acids. Lineage: Eukaryota; Metazoa; Arthropoda; Insecta; Hymenoptera; Colletidae. The record is from RefSeq and is a predicted model, not a curated record.
UAUGUCUUAUACAAAAAUCUUAUAGUUGAAAAGCUGAAUUAAGUGAAAAACGGAAUUGUAGUUUAAUUGUUACUUAUAUCGUUACAAAGACGAUCGUCUCUCUUCGAAAGAAUUUCAAUGAACAAUUAUUUGUUCAAAGUAAUACUAGUAAGAUAAGUGUGAAAUGAUAGAAGUUAAAUUCCGUGACGUUAACAGAAGUGAGUUGUGGUCCGUCCACGUGAGAUCAGCCGUAAGUUCACGGUAGUUUCCAUUGUCAAAAAGAGUUUUGUUGGGUGCAUCAGCAUCAGCAUCGUAGUCCGCGCGCGUGGCCGAUCAAGGAAUAAGAGACUUUUUUAUGCCUUCCACGCCGGGCACUGUCACUUUAUCAUGAUCAAAUUAUUCUCGUUAAAACAGGCGAAAAAGGAUGGCGAGUCGCCGAAACCUGGCACUCAAAAGAAGGCAUCCGCAGCACAACUGAGAAUCACAAAAGAUAUAAACGAGCUUAAUCUUCCAAAAACAUGUGGGACAGAAUUUCCUGAUCCAGAUGAUCUUCUCAGUUUUAAAUUAAUCAUUUGUCCAGAUGAGGGAUUUUAUAGAGGUGGCAGGUUUGUUUUCAGUUUUAAAGUUGGACCAAAUUAUCCACACGAACCACCUAAAGUGAAGUGUGAGACACAAGUUUAUCAUCCUAAUAUCGACUUAGAUGGCAAUGUGUGUCUCAAUAUCUUAAGAGAAGAUUGGAAACCAGUUCUUACAAUUAAUUCUAUCGUGUAUGGACUACAGUAUCUGUUUCUGGAGCCAAAUCCAGAAGAUCCAUUGAAUAAAGAUGCAGCAGAGGUUCUGCAAAAUAAUAGGAGAGCGUUUGAGCAAAAUGUAGCAAAAGCAAUGAGAGGUGGCUAUGUUGGCUCAUUUUACUUUGAACGAUGUCUUAAGUGAUAGAGCAUUCGUUUCCUUCGAGGACACACUGAGGAAAGAGAUUGAGAGUUGGAACACCCUGCUCUACACGCGUUCCUUUAUGGACGGGCCUCUUUGCGUCUUCUUGAUCGAGUGCUUCGUACCGUUGGCCAAUAAACCAUCGGUAAAAAUGCCACCGAUGCGUUGUUCUCUCGGAGCUGUGGGAUACUAUUUCUUUUCUUUUUCGUUUUCUCUUUCAUUCAACACUCUGUGGAGAGAUCGAAUUUGUGUUUACGCUUGCAGGUUUCUUACUUGGUCGAUAAUUCAUUGGUAAAUAUAAUUAAAGCGGAACUUACCGUCGAAUAACAGAUGUUAACAAGUUUCCUUGAAGAUUGCUACUACCUUAUUAUAGACAUAUUUUUCACUAUGAUCGUCCUGAAUUCCUAUGCGUUUAUAUCUGCAAUUGCUAUCUAAAUUUAUAAAAAUAUCUAAAGCAAAACGAACACACCUGGAUAUAAGUAAAAGUUACGAACAAAAUUGUUGCAGUUUCUUUUAAGAUGUCACUUUCAAACAUGACCACUGAAAUUUCAUCUUAUACAUUAUCGACAGUACCUAUAAUUACGAUCGUUACCAAUCGUAUUAAACGAGUAUGUGUAUAUAUGUAUGCGUGUAUGAGAUUUGCAAACGCAUCUGCAAUUGCGAUCGUCGUAGCUCCUUUAAAAAAAAUGUAUCUCCGCCCUGAAGAUCACUUCGCAGGAUAUAAAUUAUUUUCCACGAAUGGAUAUAUGUCCUGCUACGCUCUUCAUCGGAAAUCACGUAAUUUAAUUUAUGUAUCGAUCGAAAGUGGAAUAUAAGGC